Molecule: messenger RNA, 5448 nt
Organism: Helicoverpa zea (corn earworm)
Lineage: Eukaryota; Metazoa; Arthropoda; Insecta; Lepidoptera; Noctuidae
Gene: Pde11
Product: dual 3',5'-cyclic-AMP and -GMP phosphodiesterase 11
Exons: 19
Coding region: 598-3519 (973 amino acids)
Biological process (GO): signal transduction
Molecular function (GO): protein binding; 3',5'-cyclic-GMP phosphodiesterase activity; 3',5'-cyclic-AMP phosphodiesterase activity
Source: RefSeq, a predicted model, not a curated record
CGGUCGGCGGCGCCAGUUCACUUGCGAGCGCCACGGGGCUGCCGCGCUCUCCACGCGUAGAGCCCUAGUUCGCGAUCCCAAUAACUUUGUGCACUGGAAACUUUUCAAAGCGAUUCCGGACGGUUCCGAUAGUCCCGGAUCACUUUCGUUUCGAAUUUCGAGUCGCGUCGUAAAGUAAUACGUGCGAGCGAUCAUUGUUGCGUGUUUAUACGAGUUGGUCGGUCUAUUUUUGAAUAUUCUCUAAACGCUUGACGGCGAAGUUUUCGAAACGCAGCCCGCCGGAGCCGGGUUAACGUCCGCUGUGUAUGCAGCACGCCUGCAUCACGUCUCUUGUGUUUUUAUUGAUGGAUUUUUGUUGUUAACCUCCACAGUUGUAUCCGACAAACGUUAUCUUUACAUUUGUGCGGGGCCUCUCCCAUGUAGUCUUUCACUCGGACGGUGAUGGCUACGGAUGACCUUGAUUUAGUGGUUGUUUUUGUGAUUGGUGCUAGUGAGUGAUUGGCAGCGAGAGUGCUUGUCGGCGGCUAGAGCCAGUGUGGUUAGUGAUAUUGGUGCCAGUGAUGUGACAGUCUAUGGAAGCGUCAGGGUUGACUCGGAAUGUUCACGAAGCACGGCAAGGCCGCUGAGCGGUGCCACCACCCCCACUCGCAUAGGGGCUGUAAGAAGAAAAAACCGGCUCCGCACACGCCCUGGAAGUACUUGAUGAAUUGCCCACUCGUUAGAAAAUGUUUUGGCCUACAGUUGCGGAGCAUAGAGGAGCCGGCGGGAGGCGCGGGCGGCGGCAUGCCCGCGCCUACCUGCUACGAUGCUGAAUGCGCGCGCACCGAAGCCUGGCUCGACGAGAACCAGGAGUUCGUGCAUGACUACUUCUUGAGGAAGGCGACGCGGCAAGUGGUGGACGCGUGGCUUGUAUCGCACGCGACGCCCCCGAGCGCCGAGCUUGCGUCGCCGUCGCGCGCCGGCUCUGGUUCCGGGGCGACCACUCCUGUCAGGAAGAUCUCUGCGCACGAGUUCGAGCGCGGCGGUCUUCUGAAGCCGUUGGUGACGACGGUCGACGGCACUCCUACCUUCCUUGGAGACCAGCCUCCUCAUGCCACACCUUCGCGGCCGCAGCGGAGGUCGAGGCAUGAACUGCGGCAGCUGGAUGAAAAGGAACUUAUAUUUGAAUUAGUCAAAGACAUAUGCAACGAGCUAGAAGUUCGGGUGCUGUGUCAUAAGAUUCUACAAAAUGUAUCAAUACUGCUGGAUGCCGAUCGAGGGUCGCUGUUUUUGGUGCAAGGAGAGAGAGCGUCACCCAAUCCACAAAAUGGCAGGUGUUUAGUGUCGAAGUUGUUCGACGUUUGCUCCAAGUCAACGCCGGAGCAGAUGGAGCAGCUCGACGAGAUCCGGAUACCGUGGGGCAGCGGCAUCGUCGGCUAUGUUGCCGAGAGCGGCGAGCCCGUCAAUAUACCUGAUGCCUAUAAGGACGAGAGGUUUAACCACGACAUUGACCAACAGACGGGUUAUAAAACGAGGUCACUUCUCUGCAUGCCCAUUAAGGACAUUAAUGGAGAGGUCAUUGGUGUUGCUCAGGUUAUAAACAAACAGAGCGAUGGUCCUUUCACGGCCUACGACGAGAAAGUCUUCGCAUCCUACCUACAGUUCUGUGGCAUCGGCCUUCGGAACGCACAGCUUUACGAAAGAUCCCAGUUAGAAGUUAAACGGAAUCAGGUCCUACUAGACCUUGCUAGAAUGGUGUUUGAGGAGCAGAGUACUAUUGAACACAUGGUCUUAAGGAUACUUACGCAUACGCAGAGCCUCAUACGAUGUCAACGGGUACAGGUACUAUUAGUCCACGAGGCAUCGAAGGGCAGUUUCUCCCGAGUCUUCGACCUGGAAGCUGGUGAUGACACCGACUUGAAUGCACAAAGGACGUCACCGUAUGAAAGUCGGUUUCCUAUAAACAUUGGCAUCACGGGUUACGUCGCUACUACAGGCGAGACGGUGAACAUCGCGGAUGCCUAUUUAGAUCCCCGUUUUGAUCCGUCCGUCGACGAAGGCACCGGAUUUAAACACAACACAAUACUUUGCAUGGCCAUUAAGAAUUCCGAGGGGAGGAUUAUCGGAGUCAUUCAGUUAAUCAACAAGUUUGACGAGCUGCUUUUCACGAAGAAUGACGAGAACUUUGUGGAGGCUUUCGCGAUAUUCUGCGGGAUGGGCAUACACAAUACGCAUAUGUACGAGAAGGCUAUCACUGCGAUGGCGAAACAGAGUGUUACGUUAGACGUACUAAGUUACCACGCGUCCGCAUCAUUAGACGACGCUCAACGGCUACGGACAUUAAGGAUACCAUCAUCAGCCCACUUCAGUCUCCACGAGCUCGCAUUCGACGACAUAGAAAUGACUGACGACGACACGCUCCGGGCUUGUCUCCGCAUGUUCUUAGACCUGGAUUUUGUGGAGCGCUUCCACAUAGACUAUAGCGUGCUCUGCCGAUGGCUGCUGAGCGUCAAGAAGAAUUACCGCAAUGUUACGUAUCAUAAUUGGAGGCAUGCCUUCAAUGUGGCGCAGAUGAUGUUCGCUAUUUUGACGGAGACGCAGUGGUGGAAGAUAUUUGGCGAACUGGAGUGUCUGGCACUCAUCAUCGGCUGUCUCUGCCAUGACCUUGAUCACCGGGGGACCAAUAAUUCGUUUCAAAUCAAGGCAUCAUCACCACUCGCACAGCUGUACUCCACGUCCACGAUGGAACACCACCACUUCGACCAGUGUCUCAUGAUCCUCAACUCGCCUGGAAACCAGAUCCUGCUCAAUCUGUCAUCAGAUGACUACGAGAAGGUCGUCAAAGUGCUCGAAGACGCUAUCCUAUCCACCGAUUUGGCUGUGUAUUUCAGCAAACGCAAAGCAUUCAUCGAGCUCGUAAGCACGGAACGCCAAGUUACCCCCAAUUGGGGUGAAUGCGAAGACCGGCGCGGUCUUCUCCGAGCCAUGCUGAUGACCGCGUGUGACCUCGCCGCGAUCACCAAGCCGUGGCCGGUGGAGCGAAGGGUGGCGGCUUUGGUAGCUGGUGAAUUCUUCAGACAAGGAGACCUGGAGCGGCAGAACUUGAAUUUGACACCUAUUGACAUAAUGAACCGGGAUAAGGAAGAUGAGCUCCCUGCGAUGCAAGUCAAAUUCAUUGACACCAUAUGCCUGCCUAUCUAUGAGGCAUUCGCAGUCCUGUCACCGGCAUUACAGCCACUGCUGGACAGAGUGAAGAGCAACCGCGGCCACUGGAUCGACCUCUCCAACAACGACAGCGGAGAGAAGUUCGACUACGGACUCGACAAGGAACCCGAGAGGAACGACAAGUCCAGCAUCAGCUCACAGAACGUCGACGAUACAGAGAACACGUACGAAGGAGACAGCAGUGGAGCCGUCAGCCUCUCCUCAGAAACAAACUCCAAAUACGAAAACCUUGAAAAUCCCGUCGUAGGACUGCUCUGCAAUAACGUCCUCACGCUACGAGACCCCAACAAGUUCUGUCAACUCAAUGACUAUUAACUUAUCCCGCUAUAGACUAUGACAAUGUGAUAAAGUGAAUAAGCGGCUUGUUAGUGCUCCCACGUUUCAAAGGCCAAUAGCGAAGCCAAAUCGUCCAUUUAGGAUGUUAGGAUUAGAAUACUUUAAGUUUCUAAGUAUCUAGCACAACUAACAAAAAUUCACUAAGUUUUAUUAAUUGUGAUUCGUAAGUUGUAUUGCAUUUUAGAAAAUGAAUUUAUUUGUCAUCGUGUCGUGUGUUCAUUUGUUUAUAUUUCACAUCAUUAUUUUCCUAUUGGUCUGCUUGGAAUGUCGGACGGUCACGUGAAUACAUUAUAAUGCAGUUCGCGCGAGUUUCUACUGACAGCUGUGUGAUAUUCGUUUAGUAAAUAGAUGAUUUAGUCGAAUUUGAAAUUUAUCUAAACGCAUGGCGUAAUUAUUCGAUAAGUUGUCAUGACCAUCGCCGCACUAUUUUUAUACACUUCAUUAUGUAGCUUUACAUUUUUAAGUACCUAUAAGAGAAAAAUUUACAAGUAGGUAUGUUAUGUUUUUAAUUUACCUCAUUCGUCUAUUCCUACUACGUAUUACAUGAAGUUGUUUCGUGUGUGUCGAUAGUUUUGGUAUCAUUUAAGAUACAGUUUACAGCUAAUGAAAUAUUCAAUUUCUCAUAGAAACAAAAAUAUUUCGACCCUUUUUAAAUAAUCUAAUCCCCUCUAACCGCAGUAAGUGUAACAAAACAGGGCCUAACUGUCGUGACGUAGUCGUAUGACCAAAAUACCAAAAACUUUUAUGUAGUUGUUGUACUAAAAUCUUAUUGUUUUCUGUUAUUCGGAUUUAUCAUUAAUUCUUUCAUAACUGUGUAUUUCAUUAUGGAAAAUUUUAAAUUAUUAUAAAUUCUAUUAUUAAAAAUGUUUGAUUAUAUGAAUUGAGUGUGUGUGUGGAAAUAUUAUGGUAUACACUUGCGACAUUUCGUGUGUAUAAGACGUCAACUAGUUAUUUCCAGUCGCACAACGUAAUUUUUGUAAAUAAUUAAUCAAUGUUAUAAAUACUGUAAUACUAACAUGUUGUAAUUUUGGUAAGUACUUAUUAUAAAUUCGGGUUUUCUCUAAUUAUUACUACAUGGAUAAUUUUUGUUCUAUAUCUGCUUAUAGGAACUGUGGCCUCGCAUUAUUUUUCAAGACAGUUAUGGCACCCGCUGAUGAUCCAUUCCAAUGUAAUUUUCGAUUAAAAAUAGAUUUUUUUCAUCAACUUUGUUUGUGUUGUCCGCUAAGUUUUUAUAGCGAAAGUGUCAAUUAUAUCUGAAAUUAAAUUUAUCAUUCUAAAUAACGUGCAAACGUUAUUGGAACGAUAGUUUAAAAUCUGUAAACUUUGUUACACAUGUUUUAUUAAACUGCAAUAUUUUGCACUUUUCUUAUAAAAUGUACAUUCGCUAGUAGUUGUUCUUCUAGUAUUUUAUUCAAUUUGACUCUUAACGAUCAUGUCUUAAUUUGAAUGCGUUUUUGUACUUUAUAAAUGUUUUUAAAAUAUUGCAAAUUAAUAAAUAAUAACAUUCUAACGUACAAAGUUAAGAUUUAAACAACUUUCCCCUCUAUGUAUGCUUUAUAUUUGGAAGCAAAACAAUUUCGAGUUGUUACUUCACAUUUUGGACUUCUUCAUACAUAAUUAUGACCAAAUCCUCCAUAAAGAAAGUUAAAGAAAUAUAUUUUGUAAUUGGAAUAAUUCUCUCUAUAAGCAUUAGAUAUUUACAUGAAAAAAAUCUCAAAUUAAUUGUGGUAAUAAAACUAUGUACAACAUUAAUUUUAAGAUUGCUGUAAGUAUUAUUAGAAAGUAAUUAGAAAAAUAAUAAUUGUAAUUCACUAAAUGACGAGUUGUAUGGUGUGUGAAUAAUUGUGGAGGUUGUUUUGUUCCAAACAAAAAUGUUAUUUAUUUAUGAUUAAACAAAUUUUGAAAUAA